This is a messenger RNA of Cylicocyclus nassatus, 636 nucleotides long. The record is from the annotation of a GenBank genome assembly. NCBI's taxonomy places the organism in Eukaryota, Metazoa, Nematoda, Chromadorea, Rhabditida, Strongylidae.
AUGUUCAGUGGAAAAGUCGCCGUGGUUACCGGCUCCACCAGCGGUAUCGGUCUUGGCAUCGCCACGGCGCUGGCGCGGCAAGGCGCCGACAUCGUGCUGAAUGGCUUUGGCGAUGCAGCAGAGAUCGAACGCAUUCGUUCCCAGCUGGAAACCGAAUUCGGCGUACGGGUCGCGCACGAUGGUGCCGAUCUUUCCCGUGGCGAGGCGGUGCGCGGAAUGAUCGACCACGCCUUUGCGAAGAUGGGCCGCAUCGACAUCCUGGUGAACAACGCGGGCAUUCAGCACACCGCGCCGAUCGAGGAAUUUCCCGCUGAAAAGUGGGAUGCGAUCCUGGCGCUGAAUCUCUCGGCGGUGUUCCAUGCAACGGCGGCGGCACUGCCGCACAUGAAGCAGCAGGGCGCCGGGCGCAUCAUCAACAUCGCGUCGGUACAUGGGUUGGUAGGCUCGGUGAACAAGUCGGCCUAUGUGGCGGCCAAGCAUGGCGUGGUGGGAUUCACCAAGGUGACCGCGCUGGAGAAUGCGGGCACCGGCAUCACCGCCAAUGCCAUCUGCCCGGGCUGGAGAAGGAGGGCACGGAUCAGGAAUCCGCCGCCCGUGCGCUGCUGGCCGAAAAGCAGCCUUCGUUGCAGUUCGUGA